Messenger RNA from Lymnaea stagnalis (great pond snail), 3854 nucleotides. NCBI's taxonomy places the organism in Eukaryota, Metazoa, Mollusca, Gastropoda, Lymnaeidae. The record is from the annotation of a GenBank genome assembly.
CGGCCAUUGUUUCUAAAUUUUUCAACAUUAAGACUGUAACUGUAAACAUUUGGUUUAUGAAUUGUGUUCAAGGUUAGUUGUGUCUAUGAUUACAAUAAUUAAGAUAUUGAAUUGGUGUCAUGACAGGUUUGGGGGUGGGGGUGGGGGGUGCAAUCUCCAAACAAGAAUAUUGAGGUAAGACAAAUUCGAGUGGCAAUAUUAAGAAAAGAAAACAAAAAUUCCCUUACAUUCAAGAGUAUGUGUGUAUCCUUCAGUGGACGUCAGCAUUGAAAGGUACAUUUCUAAUACCAAAAACUAACAUUUAUUUAGCAGCUAACCCUUUUUUUGUCCAUAGUUCAUUUAAACAUUAAAGACAACACUGCCUUCAUUUCAAUGAGAUGGGACCCGUAGGCAGUCCACGUCAGUUGAUCUACUGGUUUUGACGGCUUUUGUCGUUAUGAGUGUUCGGGGCUAUGCGUAAAGCAAGAAUGAUCAUAGAUCUAAAAUUCAUUAUCAUUUAUAACUAGAAAUGUCGAGGUUAGCGGGUCAAAGUUAACUAGAUGAGGCCCUUCAAUCAAAUUUUUUGUUUUUGGCAAGAAGAACUUUGGGAACGUUGUCAUCGCUGGCAUGAUUAGGAGAUUGAUAUCCAGUGUUGGACUGAGAUAAGGCUUUUAAGUAGAUUGAAGAGGCCGGGCUGUUUGUUUUUCCUGCUUGGUUAUUUUAAUAUGGUACUUCAAAACACUUUCGCUCCGUUAUCCCGACCUAUGUAUUCGUUUGAGACUUCUGCCCUCUCUUAUUCUUUUCCUUUCUUUCAUUUUAAGUAUUGUUAGGUGAUAUAUAUAUAUAUACAUAUAUAAAUAUAUAUAUAUACAUAUAUUAUAUGUCUAUGUAAAUUAAAUGUAUGAUUAUUAUUUUUUUUUAAAAUUGUGCUGAUAAAGGAAUAUGCCGAAAAGUUUGAAUUUUUAUUUUUUUUUGUUUAAUCAUUAUUGAGGUUAAAAAGUAUAUGUAUAUAUUUUUUUAAUGUAUACAUUACUGCUUGCCUAUUAUUAAUUGUCAUUAUAAGGAUGUACCAGGCAUGGGCGCCCGCAGGUAGGGGCAAGGUGGGGCACUUGGGCCCCCCCCCCCCGGAUUGAUUGUAUAAAAAAGUUUAGACAAAAAUAGACAAAAAAUGUAUUAAAGUACAGAGAAAAUAAAGAGAAAGUAACUAAGCUGAUGUCCUGUCCGUUCGUUCACCAUACAAAUACGCUACAGUAAAUUAAAACUAUAUUAAAACAGUACUAAAAAAUUUUUGCCCCCCCCCCCCGGAGAGUUAAAAUAGAAAAAAAAUGUAUUAAAGUACAGAGAAAAUAAAGAAAAAGUAACUAAGCUGAUGUCCUGUCCGUUCGUUCACCAUACAAAUACGCUACAGUAAAUUAAAACUAUAUUAAAACAGUACUAAAAAAUUUUUGCCCCCCCCCCCCGGAGAGUUAAUCGAAUUUUUUUGCCCUCCCCCCCCCUUUAGAAAGUUUUCUGCGGGUGCCCAUGGUAGCACGUAUCACCCAUUUUCUUUCUGAAUAAAGUAAAUUCCACUGGUCAAUAACGAUGUUGGUGAUGAAAGUAAAAAUAUACUGAUUUUAAUGGACCGUCUCCCUAACACGUCUAGAUUUAAUUGUUUUGCACGCGUUCAAGAAAUAUAAAUAUAGUGUGUUGAUACAUCUAUAAAUAUAUAUGAUACUCUGUAUUUGUAUAUUGGUUUCUGUAAUGAAGUAAAUUUGAGUCCCUGAGAGCUUGAAUGUCCAACUUUUCUGAAUGGUGACCCCCAGAUCCACAAAUGCAUAUCAGAUUUGUUUAACGGCAAUGCUAAACAUUUUCCUUUCGUUAAUUUCUCUGGAUCUAGGUUUGUUAAUUUUUCCCACCUCAGACUUUCCGGUAGAUUCACAGACAUAAACAUUGUAAUGUCACAUGCUGCCUUACUGACUGUUACUAAAACCAGACUUUCUAAAAAUAUACCGAUAACAACAAACAAUUUUAGUUGAUCACCAUCAAACCUACCCUUCUAUACAGGACAGUUGAAAAAAAUGAAUGGUUAUAUUUUACUGUUAUGCAUCGUUAAGAGAUCUAAAAGGUUAUUUUAUUUUAAAAUUAGAUCCUUCGAUGAAAAAGUCGUGACAAAGAAAUGAAUAACAAUACCAACGGAAAUUAUUUGUUAAGUUUUUUUUUUUUUUUAAAUAUAUUAUCAGUUGUAUAAAAUGCAGUUUGAGUGAAGUUUUAUGGUAUAAUAUAAAAGCUGAUAUUUGCACCUGAGAAAUAGUUUGUGUGUCUUGUGCUCACAUUGUUCUAGUCUAAAAAUGUUGUCCUGUCAAGAACGUGUCUGUCUUCAUGUGCAAAAAUUGUUUAUGUUUUUCAUCAUUCGUCAAAAAUUGGUUGUAUUUCCCUCUAUGAUCUUUUUUUCUAAUUAAAAAGUAAUUUUGACUUUGAGAUUAUUUUUUAUGUGAGAUUAUGUGCUUUAAAAUGUAUAAAAACUGAAGAUGUUUGAAAUAUUAAAAAAAAAUUAAUAAUUUAAAACAAAAAUUAAAAACGACCUGAUUCCUAUAAAAUAUAAAUUAUAUAAACACAAAUUGCCGGGUUACUAUAAAAAUGAUUCCAUCAUUCUUCAGAUAAUCACAAAAGGUUUGAAGAUAACGACCAUUUGACUAUAAUUAAAGAAAUGCUCCGGUAUACAAAAACUAGCCAAAUAGUCAUAUUGCUAAAUAGUUCUAUCUUGUUAUACUUUUUUUUAUACUUUCCUUUUAAACAGAGUAGACAAGAUGACCAACAGAGAAGAAACCAUACGCCUCCUUAUGGUGGGCAGAACCGGAAAUGGUAAAAGCUCCACCGGAAAUACGAUUUUUAAUUCUAAAGUUUUCAAGACUCAUGAGCCAAACCGUGCCUCAAAGGAAGCAGUCGAGUUUCACUGUGGUAGAGUGGGUGGAACCAGUUGGGGCGUAACCGUGAGACUGGUUGAUGGCACGUGUGUGGGUGACGCAGUUAGUGAUCUUUCUGGAGGCAAAGAAGCUUUGUUAGAAUCGCUCAGGUCUAUUUGGUGUCAUGAACCAGAAUUCCACGCCAUCCUCUUUGUUCUGAAGUACGGCGUGCGAUUCACCAAACAGGAAAAAGACGCCGUUCAAUGCGUCAAGUCAAUGUUUGGUGAGGAUGUCUUCAGGAAGUGGGGCGUCAUUGUGAUGACGUAUGGAGACAACUUUGAAACAGAUAAUGAUGAAAGAAAGAGUUUUGAGGAUUGGUGCAGAGAGCAGUCUGGAGACUUCAAAUCUCUCUGUGAGGAAUGUGACUACAGGUGCGUGCUGUUUAACAACAGGUCUUACAGCGACGACCACUGGUUUUAUCUCAGGUCGGCCAUCUCCAAGAUACAAUCACCACCAUACACAAAAUUCAACUUUAACCAAUGCAGCGAUUCAAGAAGCAACUACUUUAAAAACAUCGGCUACAGUCGUGAAAAUUCUCCGAUCCCGUCAGAAAGUUCUCCACUUCUGCCCGGGCACCGCUCUGCUAGCAUUGAUUUGACCACUUCUCAUGAAGAGAAUUCAAAAGUCACACAUCAGACUCAAAGAAAUUGCAUUCAGUGCAGAGAAAGCAAAUGGUUCACUCUCUGGAUAUGGGCAUUCCUUUUAGCGGCCAUUCUAUGCCUUGCUUUCCUGGCAUACAUGUUUAGAAACUGGAAAGAAUGCAAACAUUAUUUCUGUCACUAAUGGGUUCUGCCGUGGCUUCUGGAGUGACGUCAUUGAGCUCUGCUGUUGCUGCUGGGAUGACGUCAUUGAGCUCUUGAUCUGGCCGCUUGAAGUUGUCGUUGAGUGUUUCUUUAGAGCCAUUUCAUGUCUCAAGUUAAUCCAAUCCUCCUG